AUGGGCUGGAGGCUCUCAUUCGUUUCCUCUCCGUCAGCAGUCUUCCUGUCACUACUGCUGGCGUGCCUGACGCUCGCGAUCGAGCUCGACACCACCGACACGGCCUCCAUCUCCGCGUCCGCCUCAACCGUCGCCUCGGGACUGUUCAAGGCGUACUACAAUGCCAACUCUACAGCGGGAGACUUCAACCAGCCGAAGCCGUGGUACUGGUGGCUCUCGGGCUCGGGCUGGAACGGGCUGAUGGACUAUACCAUUCUCACCAAGGAUACGCAGUAUCAGACAGCCCUCCUGGCCGCCAUAUCGGAGAACCUCGGCUCAAACUUCGACUUUGCGCCUGCGGAGCAACAGGGCUGGGAGGCAAACGACGAUCAGAUGUAUUGGGUGUACAAUGCGCUGACCGCGAUGGAGUAUAACCUCACAACCGUCGAGGGAGCGCCGGCGUGGGUGACCAUCGCCGAGAACGCCUUCAACGCGUUCGCGCAGAGGUGGGAAGCCGACAGCCCGACAUGCGGCGGGGGCCUGAAGUGGCAAUAUGACAAGACCGCGAACGGCUACUUCUACAAGAACGCUGUGACGAACGGGGGUUUCCUCCAGGUUUCCGCCAGGCUGUCCCGGUACACGGGCAAUACGACAUAUGCCGAAUGGGCCGGGAAGAUCUGGGACUGGUCUGUUGCGGUCGGGCUUGUCGGACCGCAGUUCAAUGUCUUCGAUGGGGCAUCCGACGAAGGGACUGGCAACUGCAGCGCCAUGUCUGCGGACCAGUGGUCAUACAACGUCGCGACCUAUAUGAUGGGUGCUGCCAACAUGUAUGCAUACAACGGUGCUAUGGGGUUUCCGGAGCAGCAGGUCAUCUGGGGAUCGCGAGUCGCUGGACUGGUGGCCGCGGCGAAUGCGACCUUCUUCUCCCCGCCGACGAAUAACGCCACGGGUGUCAUGUAUGAGCGGAAGUGUGAAGUCACGUCGGAGUGCGACCUGGACCAGACGAGCUUCAAGAGCAGCCUGUCGAGGUGGAUGGGGAAGGCAGCGGUGCUGGUCCCUAGUGUCAAGGACAACAUCAUGACGCUGCUCAGCACCAGCGCGAGGGCGGCAGCUGCGAGCUGCACAAACGGGACCACGACCGUCUCCUGUGGCAUGAAGUGGUGGACGGCCGAUGGAUUUGAUGGGUACUCGGACUUCGGGUCGCAGCUCAGCGCGUUAGAGGUCAUACAGAGCCUGCUGGUGACAAGCACCGCGGAGCCGACGACGUUGAUUCCGGCCGCGUAG
Diaporthe citri is the source of this 1263-nucleotide messenger RNA. RefSeq lists its product as uncharacterized. Gene Ontology annotation, molecular function: mannan endo-1,6-alpha-mannosidase activity. Lineage: Eukaryota; Fungi; Ascomycota; Sordariomycetes; Diaporthales; Diaporthaceae. The transcript is spliced from 2 exons. Gene Ontology annotation, biological process: carbohydrate catabolic process; fungal-type cell wall biogenesis. The coding region runs from base 1 to 1263 and encodes 420 amino acids. The record is from RefSeq and is a predicted model, not a curated record.